AACCAUGUGGCUGCUCAGUAUGACUACGGAGACUACAAUACAGCAACUGCAAGCCCUGCGUAUCCAAGCUAUCCAGAUUAUAAUACCGGCACGGAUAUAAAUUAUCCCGGCACGGAUUAUCAAACGAUCGGAACACCAGACUACAACUACGUGAACCCUACCACAGGAGUAAAUGGUGGCGUUGAUCCUGGCCUGUAUCCCAAUUAUGAUAAUUACGACGUUAUCACGCAGCCUCCUGUGGUGGUUAAUCCCACUACGAUUUCAGGAUCAUGUAAUCCCGUACCACGUACUAUCGUUAACUGGUACUUAGGACCGCCACGAUCUCCAUCAUUGCGUCGUCAGUUUGCUCCGAUGAGACAUCAACGCAUUUAUACGGAGUACAAGUUUCCUUGGAAUAGAGUCUAUGGUGUAUCACAGUACCGUGCUCGUCCACGCAUUGCACCUCGAAGACAACAGAUUGCCAAGUACAGAUACGGAGCUUACCGGAGGGGAGGCGGUGCCGCCCAGGUCAUGCGAUAUUUUUGGCGAUUUUAAUUUUAUUUGGUUCAACUUAAUACUAGUACACGAUCGAAGUUUGACAUAUAA
Ochlerotatus camptorhynchus is the source of this 585-nucleotide messenger RNA. RefSeq lists its product as uncharacterized. NCBI's taxonomy places the organism in Eukaryota, Metazoa, Arthropoda, Insecta, Diptera, Culicidae. The annotation marks the transcript as partial. The transcript has a single exon. The record is from RefSeq and is a predicted model, not a curated record.